Molecule: messenger RNA, 1473 nt
Organism: Fraxinus pennsylvanica
Lineage: Eukaryota; Viridiplantae; Streptophyta; Magnoliopsida; Lamiales; Oleaceae
Source: the annotation of a GenBank genome assembly
AUGAAGCUCUUCCACAUUUCUACAUAUGCACAAUCUUUCUACCAGAAGAUCCAAAAGCAACUUUUCAGCAAAAUAUCAACCCGAAUCCGCUACUCCAAAAAUGGGUCGAAGUCGGACACUUUAUACAAAAGAAUUUCGCCACUGGGUGAGCCAAAUGUCUCAGUAGAGCCAGUACUUGACCAGUGGAUCAGAGAAGGAAAUAUUGUUAAGAAAACAGAACUUCAGAACAUUAUUAAUGAAUUGAGAGUCUACAAAAGAUUCAAACAUGCCCUCCAGGUGUCUUGCUGGAUGACCGAUAAGAGGCAUUUUCGCACAUCCCAUUUUGAUGCUGCUGUUCGACUGAAAUUGAUUUUCAAAGUUUACGGCUUAGAACACGCAGAGAAGUUCUUCAAUGAGAUCCAAGAAAACUUGAAAACUUUUGAUGUUUAUCUUGCUCUUCUUACCUGUUAUGCCAACGCUAGAUCCGUGGAUAAGGCAGAAGCUAUUAUGCAGAAAGCUAGAGAUUUGGGGUAUGCUAGUAAACCAUUAUGGUACAAUCUUAUGAUGAAUCUUCAUUAUCAUUUGGGAAAUAUAGAAAAGCUUGAUGAUCUGAUGAAUGAAAUGAAAUCUAAAGGCGUUGAUCAUGACCACUUCACGCUUGCUGUCCGCCUAAGUGCAUAUGCUGCAGCUUCGGAUCCUGAUGGAAUUGAUAAAACUGUACGGAUUUUGGAAUCUGAUCCUCGCAUCUUUCUUGAUUGGAAGACUUAUGUUAUUGCAGCAGAGGGAUACUUGAGACUGGGCUUAGUGGACAAAGCUUUGGCAAUACUGCAAAAAUUGGAGAGGAAGUUGGCAACCACAAAGCAAAAGAAUAUUUUAUUUUUUUUCCUCCUCAAACUCUAUGGGGAAACCGGGAAGAAAGAUGAGUUGUACCGAAUCUGGAACCUGUACAAGCAAAAUGAAAAGGUCAUCAAUAAGGUUUAUAUAAGCAUGAUGCGCUCAUUGAUGAAGUUUAAUGACAUUGAAGGACUUGAGAAGAUUUUUAGUGAGUGGGAAUUGAGUGGAUUAUCCUAUGAUUUUCGGAUCUCAAAUUUCUUGAUCGAUGCAUAUUGCAGAAAUGGUCUUCUAAUGAAGGCGGAAGACAUUAUAAACAGUGGGUUGUCUAAAGGGGGCAAUCCUCUUGUAAUUACAUGGUGUCUUUUAGCAGCUGGUUACCUCAAGGAAAAUCAAGUCCCUGACGCCAUGGAAGCAUUGAGGAAGGCAAUCUCGAUAAGUUUUGCAAAAUCUAAUCCUAGCAAAGAUUCCUUGACCGCUUGUCUGGAAUAUUUGGAUGACAGUAAAUAUUUGAAAAAAGUAGAGGAAUUCACGAGGUUGCUAAGGGUAGAGAAUAUUCCUUCAGGAGCUGUUUUUGACAAAUUAUUUUGUUUUAUCAAGGAUGGGACAUUACAACCCUUUCCACAAGAUGAAAGGAAUGGUGAGUAUGGGACAGAAGACUAG